AUGCAUGUGAGANGUGGUAGACUCCGGCGUUGUUCGUGUGUCAAAGUUGGAGACCGGACGCUUGAACGGUUACGUUUGCGCUUUCAACGCUCUUCCUACGACUUCUUCGUUUUACCGCUUACGGAGAAAAGGUACAAAUUUCUUACUACUAUAAGUUUUACCUUUGGAUCUAAUAACUUUUAAAAACAAUGAACCAGAUUUAACUUUGAAGAUGUUACCUCACGUAAAAUUAACGGAGCCCCCCCACCUACGCCGUCUCUGCUUCUCUCGUCUCCAUCUCUUCCGGCGAUUCCACUCCUUCCCUGCAAUCUCUUCGGCGACCGGCGACGGCUUUCUCCCGGCGCGCUUGCAUCUCUCCCGACGAGUUUACCCACUGGAGAGUAUGUAUCAGAUUGUUCGUUCUUUAAGUGGCUACAUGACAAACGUGAAGAGACUAAGGACACUGCCACCAUGAGUAGGAAUGAGACUGCCAGGGAGUUUCAAGGCCUUAUCAUGAACUUACAAAGAGAAGUAAUAGAUGCCAACGUUCGUGAAAGAGAGGUACUGUCCAAGAAUGCAAUAUAGUAGUCAAGAAUGCAAUAUUGGAGUCAAGAAUCAGCAAAUACAAGAAACGAGAAGUGUUUUACAUAUUUUGUAUUCUCUUGUUGGUAGCAAUGUUGUUGUACCAAAAUCUUGUGAAUUGAAUGAUCAAAGUAAUGAAGUAGAUGUUACUAU
This is a messenger RNA of Cuscuta campestris, 714 nucleotides long. The record is from the annotation of a GenBank genome assembly. NCBI's taxonomy places the organism in Eukaryota, Viridiplantae, Streptophyta, Magnoliopsida, Solanales, Convolvulaceae.